AUGAAUAGGGUGCUCAAUAAUCACCCCCGCGGCGACUCUACAUUGCGCCAACAUUUAUCCCAGUUCUCAGGGACAGAAAACGGACACCGAAGGCAGAGACGGCGGGAGAAAAAGGCAUGUGAGACCUGUCGACACAGGAAAAUAAAAUGCGAAGUUACCACCAAAUCCAAAUGCUCGUACUGCAGCAAAGCCAACAUUCCUUGCUCUCUGACUGAGUAUAGGCGGCAAAGGCAUCUAAAGAAUCAGGAUAUGAUCGAUCGCUUGGAGGCAAAUAUCCAGCGCAUCGAGGCUCAUUUUCGGAAGAUAGGGUUUGACCUGGGUCAGGAUGUGGACGGGUCAUCCUUUAUCGAGGGGUUUGACCAGUCGGAUGGAUCCUCAUCAUCGAGUCCAGCUGGAAAUACAGAUCUACGAAGAGACAUGGGUAUUUGGGAUUCAGGACCAAUGCACAUGGACGCUGAACAAAACCGCUCUGUCGCUACGCGGAAUGUAUAUCAUACGCUGGCUGACCCCUCCGAUGGAGUCUACACAAGAAUACCCGACGAUUUGACCUGCUUCUCCUUUCCAAGGUGUUUUACAGAUACACCAGACCCCGGCUUCUCACUCCUAUCCCCCAAGGGAAAGGAAUGGAUGGCUCAUAGAAUGGAAGGGGGAAGGCUUAAUAAUUUAGAAUAUUUCCUGUCAUCGGGGGUCCCUCAAAAAACUGAUCGAGGACUCCUUGGGGGUUUAUUUCCUGACAAGCAUUUCUGCCCAUUGCCUCCAAAAGAUGAGAUCACAUCAUUGGUCAAUGACUAUUUGCAGCAGUUCAACCCUUUAUGUCCUAUAUUUCAGCCGUCGUCGCUAUUGUCACUUUGCGACGACAAGAACUUACAGGACAUAUUCAAUUUUCCCGGUCGUUGGGCGAGCCUCAAUGUUGUUUUAGCGAUAGGGCUUAUGCUGCGCGUAAAGAACAGCUCUGUCGUACAGGCUGAGCAUCAGAAGAGCUGGUUGUUCAUGAAGAACGCCUUGGGGGUCUUGAAUGAGCUUUGCUUGGGGCCACCAGAUCUAUGGACUGUGCAGGCACUUUUAGGGAUGAUUGUCUUUCUCUUGGGGACAUUGAGCAGCCAGCCAUGCGGGUAUUUGAUUUCCUCCGUUGUGCAAAUAUGUCAUCAAAUCCGACUCGAACGAAGUGAGGAUGGGUCCGGAUUGGUCCCUGAAGAACUAGAACAACGCAGGCGGAUCUUUUGGAUCACAUACUGCCUUGACAAAGAAAUAUCUUUUCGGGAUGGUAUUCCAUUAGCGCAACGCGACGAUGAUAUGGAUGUCUUAUUGCCAAUGGAAGCUCCACUGGAUAACAUAGGAACCAUGGCAACAACAGACCAACAAGGAACCUUCAACGCAUUCAGAUCAGCAUGUGAACUAGCCUUAAUCAAGAGCCAGGUACACCAACACCUCUAUUCGUUAGCAGCAGCAGAUCGCCCGCCUGUUGAGGUGGCCGCCGCCGUUGCGAUGUUGAACCAAAAGCUCCAACAGUGGAAGGAUAGUAUUCCCAUCGAGUUCCGACCAGAACUACGAAGACCUUGCGCUUUUCCACAGUCCCCAACAGCCGCGAUUCUUCUUUUGCUGCAUUUCUCAUACUUCAACUGUCUGAUCGCUAUUCAUCGAGUUACCGCGGCCCGAGGGUCAAGGCUGGGUGUGGAUUUAGUCGAAAGCAACAGUUUCCACAUUGCACCCAACCCAGUGGUAUUCGCGUCGGAAUCACUAUGCACAAAAUCUGCAAUAGCGUCGAUUAACUUGAUCAAAUAUAUGCCAAAGUCUGAUAUCAUCCUUAUCGGGAUCAUGAUCUACUUUCCUGUUGUCGCAUCCAAAACACUGUCCUCGACCAUCGUCCAGAAUCCGCAAGACACGUCACGUAUAUAUCACACCGGGCUUAUCAUGCAAGUGGAGGCAUUUGUGUCAACAUUGGUCCUCGGUACACCCAAUAAAGGGAUAGAAGGACUUUUGAAGGACUUGCAAGCUAACAGAGAACCGGAGAAGGAAAGAGAAGCAUUCGCUUCACGAAAAAAACAGAAGGAUCUAGUGCCAUCAACUGCGCCAAGUAUUGAUCUCUGGCGGGUGCUGCAGUUAGGGAGGCUACAUGAAUGUGUCCGGUUUAAUGUGUAA
Molecule: messenger RNA, 2139 nt
Organism: Penicillium concentricum
Lineage: Eukaryota; Fungi; Ascomycota; Eurotiomycetes; Eurotiales; Aspergillaceae
Exons: 8
Coding region: 1-2139 (712 amino acids)
Biological process (GO): DNA-templated transcription; regulation of DNA-templated transcription
Molecular function (GO): zinc ion binding; DNA binding; DNA-binding transcription factor activity, RNA polymerase II-specific
Source: RefSeq, a predicted model, not a curated record